Saccostrea cuccullata (small rock oyster) is the source of this 2939-nucleotide messenger RNA. RefSeq lists its product as uncharacterized. The record is from RefSeq and is a predicted model, not a curated record. NCBI's taxonomy places the organism in Eukaryota, Metazoa, Mollusca, Bivalvia, Ostreida, Ostreidae. The coding region runs from base 1003 to 2553 and encodes 516 amino acids. The transcript has 6 exons.
AUUCAAAGUUUAGAAACUGUUAUAUAUUAUUAUAUUUAUCAAAUAAUUAGACUUUCUGUUGUCAAAACGGAAGACAGUCAUUCAAAACUAAUUUAUUUUUAAAAUUCUGGAUCCUAAUUCCCUGAAUGACGAUCCUAAGGACUCGUUUUUAAUUUCUUUACAAAAUCGACAAUUGUAUCAUAAAUGUGACACAAACAAACCUUCAUCCAAAAAAAAAAAAAAUAAAAACAUGUUUAAAUGAGUAAAAUGAAUAAGUUUGAACCAUAGGCGCUUGGUUACACGAUGGUGUAUAUUCUGUAUAACGUGUUUGUUCUAGGUGUGUCUGAAUACUUUCAUUAAAAUAAAAAUAAAAAUUCGCCGAAAUUGGCUCGUUUUAAAAAAUAUCAGAUUUAGAGUAAAGGAGCGUCACUCGCCAUCUUCAAAAUCAGGGGGUGCCUCGGUUCACACUUGAUUUUAAUCCAUAUUUACAUUUUUGCUACUGGUGUUGGAAGAGAUCUAGCUUCAAAAAUGAUUGAAUGAGUGUAUUUUUACUUAAAUUUGACGACCCGCAAGGCAGAAUAUGAAGUGCCCCUCCCCCCUUUAUUCCCUUUUGGCACUGUCGGUUAAAGAUAUUCUUUGCAAUAAAUUUAUGUCAUCUAGAUUGUUUUUAUUAUUUCAUUUUAAAAUAUAUGUUUAUUUCAUUUAUCGCGAUAAUUCAGCUCGCCUCGAGAAAAUUUCCUUCCGAAAUAACAAAGUUUUGCUUGUCAAAGUUGCACUUACUUUCACUUUCUCUUUUCAUUUGUGUGUCAUUUCCACCACUUGUGUUUUCUAGUCCGACCGGCGACCGCUAUCAUUUUAUGCUCAAUGCAUAAUUUAUUAUUAUACUGUAAAGUUAAGGACCUUAAAGACUUACAGUAGAAUGGAUAAACAAAGAGGAACAGAGAGAAAAAGACUGAAAAUUAUUCUAUGUUUAAUUAUCAUGUUUAAGGUGUCGCUGUUGAUCAAGCUGAAAUACUGUAAGCCAUGUUUGCGCUUGUGCUUUUUGACUUGGAUGGCUGCACAGCUAUAGUUGAUGCCAAGAAAUGUCAAGUCCCUGACAUUAAAGCCUUGUUGAAAGGACAGCAUGUUGAUGUCAAAUAUCAUAAGGAGACACUCAAAGUUGAAAUCUUGGAGUUAUCUGAGUCCAGAGCUGUUCUGAACCAGUAUGAGGAUGAUUGGUCCUUGAGCCAUAGGUCGUUGGCCCUUGAUAAAGAGAAGAAAAAGAGAAGAAACAAAAGAAAUGGAUACCUAGCUGUGUGGCCACAUGAUCAGGAGGACUUGAUUCCCUCAACACCUGAGACCAACCAGAACAUGGAGGAAGAGCCUGAAGAAACAAGUGAAGAAAUCAAUCUGCCCAAGGAACCAGAAAGAAAUAAUCCCAAAGAACGAAAGGGGUCCAAUGGGAGGAAGAUUACCAUUCUGUAUGAAGGAUCUGCUGAGAAUCAGCCAGCCAAUGCCAGUCCACAGCGUGCUCCAUGCUAUCUACAGGAAUUAAGUACAGAUGAGGCUGAAGUCGUCGAACUCCAAAUGAACUAUUUCAAACAGAACAAAAUCUGCACCUCAUCUCAGACUGAAAAAGUGGUAGUGAUCCAAGAUGAGCAAGAAAUUGUAGACCUUCUCUCCAGCAACAAAAAGUGUCAUCACAAAGCCACCCAAAUGGAUGAUACUGACUCUAGAGACAUUAACCAAGUCCGAGAAAUGUCAACCCAGACUGAUGGUAGAAUGCAAACAGAAGCCCAGGAUUUGACUGAGGUGAAUCGAAAGCUUGAUGAGAUCCUGAGCCUUUUACAUGGAGCAAUAGACAAUUCCAUGAGGGUCAACAACGUCAGUGAUAUCGUGCGCUGGGUGACAGCCAACACCUCGACACCACAACCAGGCGUGUCAUCAGUAACUAUUGUUCCAGUUGAGGAGGCUUCAAUUCUGGAGUUACCAAUAAGGGAAGAAAACAGAACAUCACCAGUGAUUGCCACUGAAGCAGCAAUGAGGGAAGACGAGUAUGAACACAGUGAUUCUCCUCCUCCAGCGAAAAAGGCCUUAUUUGAAGUGGAAGAUGAAGAUGUCGAGACGGAAGAGGAGCAACCUUUAAUAACCGAAGUACAACCCAGUGCUCUCGAGAGCGAAGUUCGUGCUCCACUGACGGACGUCAUCCACAGAAUCGGCAACAGAAAGAUGGUUGGUGAAGACAAGAUCCUUACCCUGGAAAACAAGCCCUUGGAACCAAUCAUUGAAAUCAAAGAUGUUAGUGAUGUCGUACCAGGGGAAUUCCAGUUUAGGAUGAGACGGGAUGUCCUUGCCGAUGUCAAAACUGGUGCUUGUUCAGAUGGAAAUUUUCUGUGGCUUUUGACCAGGAAGCUGUUUCAUGACCAUGAGUUGCGAGGGAAGAAUUUCUUUGGACGCAAAGGACGACCUGCGAUAUCACCUCGGCGCAGCAAAUGCCUAAAGCACGCUUACAUUGAAUGCUGUGGAACAAGCUACAAGGAAUUUACCAAAGCUGUGAGCAGCAUCAACAAUGGCAUUCGUUCACUUAGUCGUUAACUUCACAAGUAAAACUUCGGAGUGUGUGAAAUUUUGAGGACUUCAAUAUUAUAGUCCCAUGUGCAAUCAAGGGGCUUGUUUUAUUGUGUAUAUUGAAGAACGAGUAGAACUAAAAAUAAAACUGGACUACAUACUUUUUCACAUGUUGGUGAAUUGAUAUUGUAUUCAUAUCAAGACAUAUCUUAUUUAUUAUUUGAUGAAAAAGACUGGACUCAUGCUUUAUCAUAUGUUGGUGAAUUGAUUUUGUAUUCAUAUCAAGCCAUAUUUCAUUUAUUAUUUGAUGAAAAAGACUGGACUCAUGCUUUAUCACGUUGUUGAAUUGAUAUUGUAUUCAUACAUGUAUUAAGCCAUAUUUAUUAUUUGAUGAAUAAAUUUUCAACUUUUCA